AAUGAGAAAAAUAGUGUUGCUAUCUCAAAUUGUACGACCCGCAUUAUCUUCUGCUCGCUUCGUUCACACAUCAACUCCUUUAAGUUGGCAAAAAUUUGAGAACGAACGACAUUUUGAGCCUGGAGAAGAUGUAAUGAAGAGAGUAUGGCACGGACUAUCGUAUGAUUUCAGAAGAUGGAAAAGGAGGUUUCAAGAGGCGAGAAAAGAUGCGUUUAAACGUAGACACCCCAUCGCUCAUAUGAAACAUGGAACACUGGACAAUGAAGUAUUUCCAUAUAGAGCUGAAAUUGUGAUUAUUGGAGGUGGACUAUCUGGAUCAUCUACAGCUUUCUGGCUCAAAGAGCGAUUCCGAGACGAAGACUUCAAGGUAGUAGUUGUAGAAAACAACGAUGUCUUCACGAAAAGCAGCACAAUGCUCUCAACUGGUGGCAUCACGCAACAAUUUUCCAUUCCAGAAUUCGUCGAUAUGAGCCUAUUCACAACCGAAUUUCUUAGGCAUGCUGGAGAGCAUUUACGAAUUCUCGAUUCGGAACAACCCGAUAUUAAUUUCUUUCCAACCGGAUAUUUGAGAUUAGCAAAAACAGACGAAGAAGUGGAAAUGAUGCGAUCUGCUUGGAAAGUUCAAAUUGAAAGAGGAGCAAAAGUUCAAUUGUUAUCAAAAGAUGAACUCACAAAGAGAUAUCCGUACAUGAAUGUAGAUGAUGUUCUUCUUGCAAGUUUAGGAGUUGAAAAUGAGGGAACAAUUGAUACCUGGCAAUUAUUAUCAGCUAUUCGAGAGAAAAAUAUCACAUUGGGAGUUCAAUAUGUGAAAGGAGAAGUGGAAGGAUUUCAAUUUGAACGUCAUCGUGCUAGUUCAGAGGUUCAUGCAUUCGGAGACGACGCGACAGCAGAUGAAAAUAAACUGAGAGCACAGCGAAUUUCUGGAGUUCUUGUUCGUCCACAAAUGAAUGAUGCAUCUGCUCGUCCCAUCAGAGCUCAUUUGAUUGUAAAUGCUGCAGGGCCAUGGGCUGGACAAGUGGCGAAAAUGGCUGGAAUUGGCAAGGGCACUGGUCUUCUGGCAGUUCCUGUUCCGAUUCAACCACGAAAACGUGAUGUUUUCGUUAUAUUUGCCCCAGAUGUACCUUCAGAUCUUCCCUUCAUUAUCGAUCCAUCCACUGGUGUAUUCUGUCGUCAAACAGAUAGUGGACAAACAUUUUUAGUCGGAAGAACACCUUCAAAAGAAGAAGAUGCCAAGCGAGAUCAUAGUAAUUUGGAUGUCGACUAUGAUGACUUUUAUCAAAAGAUUUGGCCUGUUUUAGUGGAUCGUGUACCUGGAUUUCAAACUGCAAAGGUCAAAAGUGCAUGGAGCGGUUAUCAGGACAUCAACACUUUUGAUGAUGCUCCAGUGAUUGGAGAGCAUCCUCUCUACACAAAUCUUCACAUGAUGUGCGGAUUUGGAGAAAGAGGCGUAAUGCACUCAAUGGCUGCCGCUCGUGCUUACGCAGAACGAAUCUUCGACGGUGCCUACAUCAACGUAAAUCUUCGAAAGUUCGAUAUGCGGCGGAUUGUGAAAAUGGAUCCAAUCACCGAGCCUUGUCGACUUUAAACAUUUUCUUUGACGAUUUUCCAGUGUUCUUUUUUAUAUUGCCAACGGGUGAUUUUUUGUUGUAAACUUAGAUUUUAUAGAGUUCUAGAUAUGUUUAUUGUUUGACUUGUUGAAAUUCAGAAUUUUUAGGAUUUUUCACAGGAGUGAUCAAUAAACGUUUU
Molecule: messenger RNA, 1746 nt
Organism: Caenorhabditis elegans
Lineage: Eukaryota; Metazoa; Nematoda; Chromadorea; Rhabditida; Rhabditidae
Gene: M04B2.4
Product: FAD-dependent oxidoreductase domain-containing protein 1
Exons: 9
Coding region: 2-1585 (527 amino acids)
Source: RefSeq, marked reviewed